GAUUUGGAUGCUUGGGACGGGACGAAUUGGUACGUUCCCGUUGUAUAGAAGGGAUGGUGCAUGGAGCAUUGCGCGAACACCUACUACGAACACCACCGGCCAAUACCGCCGAAUUAAAGAAGACGGCACUCCGAUUUAUCACGGCGGAUAAAAUGUCAAAUCUAUCAGAAACCCAUCGUAAUUCUGUGAUGACGGUGGAAACCGGUGAUUUGGACUGUUCCUCGAGGGCAGCCUCUGUUGCUCAUCUUUCUAGCCGACGAAUUAAUCGUGGGGGGUUAAAUUGGACGUGGAACAGACGACCAUUUUGUAACAACUAUCAUGGACGUCACACUGAAUGUGUCUAUUGCAGGAGGUUUGGAAGAAACGCUCGGAGAUGUGGACACAAUCGAUUUCGUAAUCCAGGUGAGCCAUGCCAAUACUAUUUAUCUUCUUGUCAUGUUAACCAAAUCGGCCCUACCACACUAAAAGGUAUAGUGCAAGGAGUAGUGACUGAAAUACUUUUAGAUACUGGAGCAUCCGUAUCCCUCAUCAAAGAGGAGUUCCUAAAGAGACUGAACCAUAAGGCCCAGCGAAAACGAUGCUCGUCUGCGUUAACAACAGCCGGUGGGGAACCUCUUAAAGUGUGUUAUAAGACAGCAUUAGACUUAACAUUGGGGAAGUGUUCGUUUCGUCAUGAGUUUUUAGUUUGCCCUACAUUAACCUGGAACAUGAUAUUGGGCGUAGAUUUUAUGUUAAAACACCAAGUUUCUAUAUUUAUGGAUAGGGCAGAAGCGAAAAUCGGCAAUGCCACUGUACACCUACAUCAGUAUGCAAGGACGACUAAGCCUGUAUCUCACAUCGGAAUUUCAGAGUUGGUAAGUCAAGUUGAAAGCAACCAAAUGAUACAGGAAGUUGAUCGUCGGGCAACGGUGACUGUGCUCCGACAGUUUAGUUCUGUCUUCGAGGAAAACGUUUCUGGAAAUCGUACGAAUACGGUACAACACCCUAUUUUUACAGGCGACCAUAUGCCCGUACGACAGCCGCCUCGUAGAGUACCCGUACACUACCGACCACAGCUAGAUUCGAUGAUCAAGGAUAUGUUAGACAAAAAGAUUAUAGUCCCUUCAUCAUCCCCCUGGGCGUCCCCUAUUGUUCUAGUGAAGAAGAAAGACUCCUCGCUCCGGCUCUGUAUAGACUAUCGACGCCUAAAUGCUAUAACUAAACGGGACUCUUUUCCACUUCCGCGCAUUGAUUCCACACUGGACGCCUUACACGGUGCGUGUUGGUUCUCCACCUUGGAUCUAGCAUCGGGGUAUUGGCAAGUGGAAGUCCGACCGCAAGAUAGGAAGAAAACUGCAUUUAUAGUACCAAAUGGUUUAUAUGAAUUCCAGGUUAUGCCUUUCGGGCUAACGAAUGCCCCGGCUACUUUCCAGCGACUGAUGCAAACAGUGUUACAAGAUAUAGUGCCCCAUAAAUGUUUGAUUUAUCUUGAUGAUAUUAUUGUACACGGUAGCACACCCGAACAACACAAUGCUAACCUGAAAGCUGUCCUGCAACGUCUUAGACAACACAACCUAAAAGUAAAACCAUCCAAAUGCCGACUGCUACAGAAGGAAGUAGUAUUCCUAGGACAUCGUAUCACCCCAGAUGGCGUUUGUACAGAUAAUGAAAAGACGCGUGCCAUUGUUACUUGGCCGCAACCAAAAACACCUGAAGACGUUCGCAGUUUCCUGGGUCUCGCGUCCUAUUACAGACGUUUUGUUCGCGACUUUGCAUCUUUGGCAGCACCUUUGCACAGGCUGACACAUAAGGGACGAAAAUUCUUAUGGACCAACGAAUGUCAACAGGCAUUUGAUAUUUUAAAGGCACGGCUAACCUCACCACCUACAUUAGCCUUUCCUGACACCUCAGCAGAUGGAGGUCAGUUCAUACUCGAUACAGAUGCUAGUUUUUCAGCUAUCGGAGCGGUUCUUUCACAGGUAGCCCGAGAUGGCCAAGAGAGAGUCAUAGCUUACGUCAGCCGACGACUAGACAAGUAGGAAACACGGUAUUCCACAACGCGUCGAGAAAUGCUAGCAUUAGUUAAAUUCUUACAGCACUUCCGUCAUUAUCUACCGGGUGCUCCAGUAUCUAAA
Schistosoma turkestanicum is the source of this 2114-nucleotide messenger RNA. The record is from the annotation of a GenBank genome assembly. Lineage: Eukaryota; Metazoa; Platyhelminthes; Trematoda; Strigeidida; Schistosomatidae.